This is a messenger RNA of Nothobranchius furzeri (turquoise killifish), 1963 nucleotides long. It is a transcript of the gene slc29a3, whose product is annotated as solute carrier family 29 member 3. The record is from RefSeq and is a predicted model, not a curated record. Gene Ontology annotation, biological process: nucleoside transmembrane transport. Gene Ontology annotation, molecular function: nucleoside transmembrane transporter activity. NCBI's taxonomy places the organism in Eukaryota, Metazoa, Chordata, Actinopteri, Cyprinodontiformes, Nothobranchiidae. Gene Ontology annotation, cellular component: plasma membrane; Golgi apparatus.
UUUAAGUUGCUUAAACCGCCAGAAAACAUCACAGAGAAGAAGCGGUGACAGUUGUGCUGAAUGCGGCACUUGAACUUCUAGCAACAUCAGUUCAGUGAUGAGCUUUCAGUCGAAUACCAUCCUCUUCUGUGCUGUGCAGCUUUCCUUUUUGUCUCCCAUCUUCACUUACCUCGGUCCUCUGUAUGAAAAUGAACCACGCAGAAGCAGCACACCCAAGUGUCAACUCGUCUUACCUUCCAAAUUUACACGAUGAACAAAGUGCAACAGAAGAUGAGGGUGAGGACUGUGGUCCUUCUGCAUCUCUCGUACCAAAACUUUCCUCGACACCCCUCGCUGUGCGCUUCAGUCCAGAGGACUCGUAUAAUCUGGUUUACAUCAUCUUUUUUGUGAUGGGCAUCAGCUCCCUGCUGCCCUGGAACUUUUUCAUAACAGCCCGGGACUAUUGGACCUACAAACUUAACAACAACACCGUUCACGGUGAACAAUCAGACCUCAGUGUCAACUUUGAAAGUUAUCUGUCUGUUGCCUCCACAGUACCCUCCCUGCUGUUUCUAAUACUCAACUAUUUCCUUGUAAACAGGUUGUCUCCAAACUUUAGAAUCCUAUCAUCUCUCAUUGUGAUGCUGUUGGUGUUCGUGUUGACCACGGCGCUGGUGAAGGUGGAUGUGUCGGACCGCAGGACAGAGUUCUUUGUCGGCACUCUUGCCAGUCUGGCAGUCCUCAGCGGAGCCUCCAACCUGUUAUGUGGCAGCGUGUUCGGGUUUACCGGAUAUUUUCCCAUGAGGAUCUCUCAGGCCCUGAUAGCAGGCCAGGCCAUGGGGGGUACGUUGAGUGCAGUAGCAUCAGUAGUGAACCUAGCUGUAACUGAGGACAUAACCAACAGCACACUCUACUACUUCCUCACAGCUGAUGUCUGCAUCCUGCUCUGCAUCAUCGCAUAUUUACUUUUGCCCAAGCUGGCUUAUUCAAGUCACUACAUUCAGGCAGCAAAGCGUGUCGGUCCAGGAUCCAUCAGCGAGAGUCGGACUGCACAUGCUGUUCCACCCCUGCAGCCCAUCUUGAAGAAGGCAUGGGUUCUUGGUCUGAGUGUCUUCGGUGUCUUCUUUGUCACCAUCUCAGUGUUUCCAUCUGUAUCGUCGGGGAUCCAGUCUAUGAACAAGGACAGCAACAGUCCGUGGACCACCACAUACUUUAUGCCCAUUACCAGUUUCCUGUUAUAUAAUGUAGCAGACUUCUGCGGCAGGCAGGCGACAGCCUGGGUGCAGGUCCCUGGUCCCACCAGUCCAGUCCUGCCGGUCCUGGUGCUGUGUCGCGUUGUCCUGCUGCCGCUCUUCGUGUUGUGUAACUACCAGCCACGGGACCACCACCACCCUACUGUUGUGUUUAACAGUGAUGUGUACCCCAUAGUUUUUAACUGCCUUCUAGGUCUUUCCAAUGGGUACCUGGGCACGCUGCCCAUGAUCUAUGGGCCAAAGGUGGUACCUCGGGAGGUGGCGGAGGCCACGGGUGUGGUGAUGACGUUCUUUCUCGCCCUGGGAUUGGCUGCUGGGUCUGCGUUUUCUGUGCUGGUUGUGCACAGCAUCUGAAUUUUGAAACAAAAACCUGCGAACAACACUACAGUCAGUUGAAACUGUGCCAACAGGAGUGUUGAAAUGUACAGCGAGUUGUGUUUAAGGGAAAGUGCAAUCAAGCUUCUCAUUUUCACCGGACCAAUAACUAUUUUUGUUGUUUCCAGUCGCCGUUGUUCACCUUAAGUGUUCUAUACACAAACUUUCAGGUCAUAUUGAAGAGAUUAGUUUGUAUGUAACGGGUUGCUUUGGAUAAUCUGUAAAUCAGACAUUUUGUAAAUUGUAAUAAAAAAAAGUAGAUUUAAGUGAAAAGUUGUGUAAACUAAUACUGAAAGUGUGCUGAGCUCAGCAAGUCUCAAUAAACAGGACGUUGGGGAAAGGGGGGAUUGAGUUCA